This is a messenger RNA of Microplitis mediator, 1637 nucleotides long. RefSeq lists its product as uncharacterized. NCBI's taxonomy places the organism in Eukaryota, Metazoa, Arthropoda, Insecta, Hymenoptera, Braconidae. The coding region runs from base 148 to 1446 and encodes 432 amino acids. The transcript has 8 exons. Gene Ontology annotation, molecular function: protein binding. The record is from RefSeq and is a predicted model, not a curated record.
UAGAUGAGAUAUAUAUAUAUAUAUAUAUAUACAUAUAUGAGUCAAAAAUUUUUUAGUGUGUGAGUUCAGUAAACGUUUUUUUAUCGCAAGUGUCCGCACGUGCUUUUUAAAAUUAUAAGUCAUUAAUUUUUAAAAAAGAAACAAAUUAUGAAAGAGAUAAUGGAAAGAGAUCGGGACAUGAUGUUCCCGGAAGAAAUAUGGGAGGAAAUAUUUAAAAGAAUAGACGACGUUGAUGAUUUGAUAAAACUUCAAUCUGUUUGUUUGAAUUUUAAUAAAUGGAUCCAAAGAAUAUUGGAUCGUGAUAUUUACUGGAAGAAAUACUGUCAGGAUAUUCCAGACGAGUGUGGGUACGCGAUUUUAAAUAAAGUAUUCCCGGAUUUAGUGCACAAAGUUGAUGUUCCUUGGCAAGAUGUCGUUGAUAAUUACGGGUGGCGUAAAAUUUACAUGUCUCGGAAGAAAUGGAACUCGUGUUUGAAACGCAAACCGUUUAUCGAUUCUGUUAAAAAUUUUCCCACAUUUUCAAAAUACGAAUGCAUCACAUGCACAGCUGUCUGGGAUGAUAUUUUGGCUGUGGCUACCAGCGAAGGACUGAUAUAUUUUUCCAGAACUUAUAAACCAGAUAAAGUUUUUUUUCAAGCCGAUCACAAAGAACACGUUCAUCAAAUUAAAUUCUGGUAUACUGAUAAUCAAUUGAUUGCUGUUACAUCCUCGAUAUAUGAAAGAAUAAAGUACUGGAAUGUGACAGAAAAAAAAGAAAUAGACACUAAUAAUUGUUACAGAGGUACUAUUAUCAGCAUCAACCAAAAUGGCUGUUACUUGGCGUACAAUAAUUAUUUAAUACUGACAAAGUAUUCCGAUGCGAAUGAAUCAAUAAUUCCUCAUGUAAUAGCUUCGAGUGAUUUUGAUGAUAAUGAAGAUAUUAUUGCAACUUAUUCUCCAAAUAAAUUUAUCAUAAUGUUGACGAUAAAUAAUUCCGUUAUUGGUAGACAUGUAGUGUACACUCCAACGAACAAAUACGAAGUUGAUGAUUUAAACAUUUCGUUGAACUUAGACCUGGAGAAUAAAGUCACGCAAAAGUUUUAUGUACUAUCCAUUGAUGUUGUGAUUGGUUUAUGUGGACACAUGCUGGCUGUCAGUGUCGAUGAUAAACCUUGGAAAGUUUACAACAUUUUUAAACAGCUGCUAUGCGUUGUUACUGCGAUUGCGUGCCAUGCCAAUAUUUUAAUUUUGGGCUACGAUUCAGGAUUUAUUCAUAUAUUUCGUCUUAAAAAUCUUAAAGAUCUAAUAGACUUUGAUUUUACAACCGAGGAUUGUAAGAAAAUAAAAGUUGAUCGUGACCCCAUAAUUUCAUUGGAGGUCACUGACAUUCAAGAUGAACAAUUCGUUAUCGCUAGUACUGAUAAAAACCUCCACGUUAUUAGAUUUUUUAAUUCAACUGCCAAUUAACUGAUUCUUCCAAAAAUUUAUAGUUUAAUUUUAUUUAAUUUUAAUCAGUACUACCAAAGCAUGAUAAUUUAUUUUUUUUUCUUAAUUACAAUUUUAAUCUUCGAAUUUUAGUCGAUUAAUAUUAGCAAUAAAUUAAAUUGAUUAAUUAUCAAUUAUUUUAUUAAUAAAUUUCUAAGUGAUUUAAAAUAUCA